Molecule: messenger RNA, 777 nt
Organism: Rangifer tarandus platyrhynchus (Svalbard reindeer)
Lineage: Eukaryota; Metazoa; Chordata; Mammalia; Artiodactyla; Cervidae
Source: the annotation of a GenBank genome assembly
AUGCGCACGACGCUGACCCGGCCGGGCGGCGCAGCCGCUCCCGAUGUAGUCCCAUACGCCUCAGCCGCGAACCUGCGCCGCGCCGUGCGGCGCGUCUCUGCCUUGCUGCGGCCGCGUGGCUCCGCCCCGCCGGCGUCUGGGGCCAGGAGGGUGCGGCUUCCGCGCGGGCCGGGGCUUCCCGGGCCUCACGGGUCGUCUUCGGCGCCUCCGCCUCUGUACGAACGUAGGUGGUACGGUGGGGGCUUCCAGACCUUCGUCUCAAACCGAAGACACCAGCUUGCGCCCCCACCUACCGCUACCCCCGCUAUUCUAAAGACUCCAGCUGAGGAAGGCCAUCAGCUCAGGCAGAGGGAGACACGGCAGACGACGUCCAGAACACACGAAACAGAACCUAGGCGGGCCACUUCAACAAACCCGGGCCUCGCCCUCCCGCACACAACGCCGCGCCCCACCCCUCCCAACCGGAACUGCAACCCGCGUGCUCCGCGCCCCUCGCACCGCGUGACGCUCGCGGUCGCCUCCCCGGACCCACUGGGCAGGCGCGGGGCGCGCGCAUGCGCGGCAGGCCGGCUGCCGGGGUCUCGAGCCGCUGCAAUCUGUUGCGCCGCCGCCCGCGGGAGCCGGCAGAUCCGGGUCUCGUGGCUUAGAGUGACGUGGUCAGUCGGAUCAAAACAGAGGAGGGGAGGAAGCCGGCGGCCAGGAGCGGCGGCGGCAGCGGCUUAUCGAGCAGCCGCAGCGUUCCGGAAGCUGCAGGCGGGCUUUCUGCCCGAGGCUUAG